This is a messenger RNA of Saccostrea cuccullata (small rock oyster), 4677 nucleotides long. Its product is annotated as ecotropic viral integration site 5 ortholog-like. NCBI's taxonomy places the organism in Eukaryota, Metazoa, Mollusca, Bivalvia, Ostreida, Ostreidae. The transcript is spliced from 21 exons. The coding region runs from base 246 to 3074 and encodes 942 amino acids. The record is from RefSeq and is a predicted model, not a curated record.
GCCAGUGACAGAAAAAGUUAAAAAGUGCCAAUUGGUUCAGACUGAUGAAUGAGCAGUAAAGCAUUUUGUUUUUCGGGGGAUUUAUUACGAAUUUUGCUUCCCAAGUUCUUGUGUUGUAUCGGAUACAAGUGUGCAUUACAUUGUUGUUGUUUUGGAAUUAAGCAAGAUUUUCAAAAGAAUUUACCGCAGGGCAAAUCAUCAUGAGCACACAAUGAGAAUUAGACACCGAGGCUAGAUUUGUCUCCAUGUCCACACCUGAGGUUCCUGUGUCCUCCUCAGAAUCGGGGGUCUCCUCCGAUGGAGUCGUCUCCUCCAAAACGGACCCCCCAGAGGCCUCCUCCAAACCCAGAGGACAGAGCGCAGAGGAGGAAAAGGAGCAUGCAGAGCUUCUAGCCAAGCUAGAGCAGGCUAAUAAGUUACUGGAGGCAGAUGAGAAAUCCCUUGUGAGCCUCAAUGUUGCCCCCUCUCCGACCCCCAGUCACUCCAGGAAGGGGUCAGGGUCCAGCGUGGUGUCCAGUACCUCAUCUAAUAGUCAUUACAGCAACCAGCAGUCCACUGAGGAACCAGACAAUACAAAAAGACCAGAACAGUUACGAAAAAUACCACCAGACACUGCAACAGGAAAUGUUUGGGACAUCUGGGGGAAACUGGUCAAUGACUGGGAUAAUGCAAGAAAGAAAACUUCACUCAUCAAGGAGCUGGUAAGGAGAGGGAUUCCCCAUCACUUUCGGGGCCUGGCCUGGCAGCUGUUACUGGGGGUCCAUGACUCCCCACACAAACAGCAGUAUGUGGAGUACCUCAAACAGACCUCCCCCAGUGAGAAGCUGAUCAGGAGGGACAUAGCCCGCACAUUCCCAGACCACGACUUCUUCAAGGAGAAGGACGGACUGGGGCAAGAGAGCUUGUUUAAUGUUAUGAAGGCAUAUUCCCUACACGACAGGGAAGUGGGAUACUGCCAGGGAAGUGGAUUUAUAGUGGGCCUUCUACUUAUGCAGAUGCCAGAGGAAGAAGCUUUUGCCGUCCUUAUUAAGUUAAUGCAGGACUAUCGUCUCAGAGAAUUAUUUAAACCUAGCAUGGCUGAACUCGGCUUGUGUAUGUAUAAACUGGAGUGUCUUAUACAGGAGCUGUUGCCAGACCUGUACCUCCACUUCCAGUCUCAGGGCUUUCACACCUCCAUGUAUGCCUCGUCAUGGUUCUUAACGCUGUUUGCCACCUCAUUUUCACUGUCUCUUUCAUGUCGCAUCAUGGAUCUAUUUAUUUCUGAGGGUAUGGAUGUGAUAUUUCGUGUGGGAAUUGCAAUACUACAAACUAGUCAAGAGGAACUCCUGUCUAUGGAUAUGGAAGGAAUGCUACAGCAUUUCCAGAAGACCAUGUUUAGUCAGUAUGAGGGAGAGCCAGAUAAACUUUUCGCCUCGGCUUUUGCUGUGAAAUAUAGUGCCAAAAAAAUGAAAAAAAUAGAGAAAGAAUACACAGCACUGAAAAGCAAAGAGAAUGAAGACCAGAUAGAAUUAAGGAGAUUAAGAACAGAAAAUAGACUUCUUCGUCAACGAAUUGAUGCCCUAGAAAAGGAAUCGGCCUCGUUAGCUGAUAGACUAAUUCAGUACCAAGUAACCAGAGCACAGGAAGCUGAAGAAACGUACGCCCUGAAAAAUAAUCUGUCCACAACCAAACAGAAGCUCCUAGAUACGUCACGGAAACUCGAGGAGGCCAAUACACUUAUAGGGGAUAUCAAGGAUAGGACCAGCAGUAUCACCUCAGCCUCCUCGUUAGAUGAAGAUGAGGCUCAGAACGUGAUCACUCAUCUUCAGGAAGAGGUCAUCGCUCUACGACUGAAGGACGCGGACACAGAGUCACUGGUCAAGGAGCUCCGAACUAAAAUCAAAGAAUUAGAGGAUACAAACAUACAGCUACAGAAGGCUCCCAGCAAUGAUGUCCAACAUCUACAAGAGGAACUUAUAGCAGUCAAACUGAGGGAGGCCGAGGCUAAUCUCUCUCUGAAGGAAAUGAAACACAAAGUCUACGAUCUAGAGUCACAAUGGGAGGAUUACCUCAUCAAGUCCAAUCAGGACCCGUCCUCCCCAAAAGAUAAAAAUAGUAACAAGCACGAGAUUCGGCAACUUCAGGAGGAAGUGAUGUCUGUCAAAAUUCGGGAGGCAGCGAGCUUAUCAGAACUGAAGGAGGCCAAGCAGAAAGUCAUGGAAUUUGAAACACAGAACCAUAUCUGCACGAAUCAGAUCCGGAGAAUGGACGAGGAGAACAAGUCACUGAAGUCUCAGAUAGAACUACAGGAGGCUCAGGAGAAGGACCUCAGGAACCAGAUCAAAGAAAUGUGUAGGAAAAUGGACAACUUAGAGGCACAGAGAAAAGAAGAGUCUGUGAUGACCAAAAUCAGAGAGGCUGAGCAAGACCAGACUUUGGCAGAACUCAAGCGAAAGAUAGCGGAACUUGAAAUCCAGAAGGAGGAACUUCUCACGGCUGAUCGAUUGGAUGCGAAAGAUGGAAGCCAGGACUUGGCCAAUCGAAUCUAUGAUCUACAAGAUGAAGUACUCCAGCUGAGGCUAUCCCAUAAUUCCUCAGUAUCAAGACCACCAUAUCGCAAUGGUUCUUUGAGUGAAAGUGACGAUGAAAAUGACGAAGACUUAGAAAAUCCCGACACCUUAAACCGAACAUUGUCCGACAUCAUCGAAGGCAAGUCCCCAGUCAGUGUCUUAACUUCAUCCCUUUUUGACAGUUCAUCCCCCGAGAAAAGCACUACAAAGUCCCUAGAGGAACUCUCGAAGAAUGGACAAAUCUCGGGGACAGAUCAGUGCAUCGAAACUUUGUCCCCAAUCUGUUCUCCCAGCAAAGUUCAAAGUUCAGAGUUCAACAAUGACUGUGAUACAGAGUUAGGUCACUCAGAAAAUGGUGCUUUAUCAAAUCCUUUACAAAGUAACGGGACCGGUGCAAAGGCGGGGAUAAAUAGUGACUCAGGCAAUGGACUCUCCUCAAGUUUACCUAACGGGGAGUUAAACAAUCCCAAUAACGAACGCACUGUGACUUCUCAAGAGUGCUCAACACAAGAAAGUGUGUCAUAGUAAAAUGGAGAUAAUCUGUUCUGAAUAUUUGUUGAAUAUAUUUGUAAACAUUUCCACAAAAAAAAUAUUUUCUUACAUUUAUUACCAGAUUAAAGAAUUUAUUGAUACUAUAUGGUUUAGUUUUAAAGAAUUUUAGAUUUGGAUGAAUGUCACUGGAGAUUUUUGGGUUAUUGUAAAGGUACUUGUAAAAAUACUGUGUAACCUAUCAUAUUUAUUUUUCAAGACAUGCAUAAAUGUAUUCUCCAUUCUUAAAAUAUUUUCAUGGUUUUAAUAAAUUGCAGGAUUUCCCUUAGAAACAUACAAGUUAGAAUCAUUUUUGACAAAUUUAUUUUAAACAAAGAAAUUUCUGUUUUUGUAAACUUAAUAUCCAAGGGAACAAAAAGUUUUACUGUAGAUUUCUUUCAACAAAUAAGAGCAAUCUUUUUGUUGUUUUCAGUCAAAUGAAAAUAGGGACUUAUGAAUAGUAUUUAUGAAAUAAUGAUCUAUUUGUUAAAAGAGAUGGUUUAAUCUCAUUCUUUCAUGCAAUUAGUUGUUUAAAGAGGACAGACUGACUUAAUUGAAACAAAAUUUUAGUUUAAUUUUGCCUGUGAUCUACACAUUGUUUUGUCCACACAACCAUAACUUAUGCCUUGUUCACUUUGAAUCUUUUUUUUUUUUCUGAAUUGUACAAUUUAUAUAGAUAUUAAAUGGGGAUAAGACUACCAUUUAUUGCAAAUAUUGUUAAUACUCACAGGAGUUAAUGUGCCAAAGAAUUUUGCAAGUAUUGUUUAUGCUACAUGAAAAAAAGGUAUUUAUUUUUCAAUUGAGGCUUGUUGGAAGUAGUCUAGAAAUACUGGCAAUUCUUCAUUAUGGCCGAAAUCUUGUUUUUGUUUUUAAAGAAAAAGUGCAUUUUGCUGUUUUCUCUGAAAAUUGUUUAAUCAAGGAUGAUCUUUGGAAGGGGGGAUUGUGCUUAGCAUGAAAAUAUUUCAAAAAUGGUUAAACAAUCUCAAAUAUUGCACUUGUGAUUCUUUCUGAUCUGUUCAGAGACCACCUGGAAAAUCUCAUAAAUUCCAAAUAUUACCUCAGCAAGAGUUACUGCCCUUAUUAUGAUAUAAAUUGUCUCCCCUUCCUUUCCUUGCAAUAUUGUCAUAUCAUUUUUCUUUAGGAGUGAAAUUCAAAUUUAUGAAAUUAUCUACAGAAAUUCCAGCUUUUAUAUCUAGAAGACCAUUGAAUUUAAAAGUUCAUGUACAUAAUCUUUGAACUGAUUGUUCUUGAUUUUUUUUUCUACAAAUGUUAUGAAUGCAUUGACUUAAAUGUGGUUGUGAUUAGGGAAUAGCAAAAAUAACUAGAAACCAAUUGCUACCAAUACAUGCCUGCAAAACAUAAAAAACUUAUCUUUAAUCACUGGAUUUUGUUGAGGCAAAACGUAAAUAUAUUAUCUUUAAUACUGAAUUUUAUUGAGUAGUCAACUUAAAAUUCUGACAUUAGGUUGUAACCUGGUUACUUCCCUUGAAUUUUGUUUUUAUAAUACAUAUAAUUACUGUUGGCAGAUUUCUUAAUGAGAUGGAUACAAUAUAUGUUAUUUGAAUCUUGUACCAUUACAAUAAAAAUAUAUGAACAUGUU